UGUAUUACAGUUCACUGUGCAUCUGUCGUAGCCUAUAGUGAGGACUUUAUUAUUACCGAAGCGUAUGGACAAACAAGAACAAAUUGCUUAAUUUUGUAAAUUUAGUAUAAUUUUUUAUAAUAAAAAAAAAAAAAAAAAAUGAAUUCGACACCUAAAAAAUUUGAUAGUUUUGAGUUUGAAAAAAAUGGCGUACGUUUUAAAUAUCGAAUACAAACUGCGACCGGUGAUCACUUUGACGAAAUCGCAGAACAACUUGGAAAUGAUUUCUUUAAAGAAGAGCGCUUGUGUUCAGCACUAAAUUUAAUUAAUGAUUCGGAAGCAAGCGAAAUUUUUAAGAGCGUAUGGAGGGACAUGGUAUGUAGUGGAACAACAUUAAUAGCUAUUAUCGAAAACGACUGCGUAGAACGAGGUAAAAUAAUCGGAGUUAAUUUCACUUAUGUGGAGAAGAAAGAUGAAAAAUUAUACUCGGUGUCGUCCAAUAAAAUGUUUAACCUAAUAAUAAAAAUCCUGUCUGACGCAAGCCAACCAGGAAACAUAUUCGAAAAGUACAACGUCGAUCGAUAUUUGGCUGCAUUUGGUUUGAUGGUCCACGUCGACUUUGUUGGCAAUGGAAUUGGUUAUCGACUUCUCGAGUCCAGGGAAAAGUUAUGUAAAUUAUUGGGUUUGUCUGUAACGGGCACGAUAUUCACAGGCUACAUAUCUCAACAUUUAGCAACAAAGUUGGGAUUUGAAGUCCUUUCAUCGCUUGAUGACGAACACAUCGAUUUCGGAGACAUAGAAUGCCAUUUAGAUGAUACCAAAGGGAAAGAUAUUAAGUUCAUGGCCCUUAAAUAUACAUGAGCCACUCUAUAUUGAUAUGUAGUAAAUGAUUUAAAUUAUUUCAAGUAUUAAUUAGCAUGUCUCUAAAAAAAUAUGAAAAUCAAUUCGCGGCUAUUUGUAAUUGGUUCAAUCUUAAUUAGAAUUAUUGUUGCAAAAAUUAAUACUCAUGAUAUUUUUAGUUUAUUUUUCUAUAUCAAGAUAAAUGUCAAUUAAUACAAAAUAAGUAAUACAUAUGUACACACUUUUAACCAUUUUCGAAUUUUCCUUAACUAAUUGCUUUGACAUAAGUAUUUUAUGUUUAUGAAUGAUUACAUAGAACGAUGUCUAGACAAUAUCAACAUUAUGUGUUCAGAAAGCAAUUAGAACUAGUUAAAUUUUAAAUAAAAUAAUUUUUAGUUCAGCGACAUUAGAAAACAGUAAACAAACUGUUUAAACUAUUUGUGAACAAAUAAAUCAAUUUCAAGGCUGUUUUUUUAUUGCAUUUUUAACAAUA
This is a messenger RNA of Adelges cooleyi (spruce gall adelgid), 1312 nucleotides long. RefSeq lists its product as uncharacterized. The transcript is spliced from 3 exons. The record is from RefSeq and is a predicted model, not a curated record. Bases 139 to 840 code for a protein of 233 amino acids. Gene Ontology annotation, molecular function: N-acetyltransferase activity. Lineage: Eukaryota; Metazoa; Arthropoda; Insecta; Hemiptera; Adelgidae.